Messenger RNA from Boeremia exigua, 405 nucleotides. RefSeq lists its product as uncharacterized. NCBI's taxonomy places the organism in Eukaryota, Fungi, Ascomycota, Dothideomycetes, Pleosporales, Didymellaceae. The transcript has a single exon. The coding region runs from base 1 to 405 and encodes 134 amino acids. The record is from RefSeq and is a predicted model, not a curated record.
AUGGAAUACCUCGAUGCUACUUUUGUCCCAUCCGUAUCGUUUUUUGGGUCCCUGGAGAUCAUCGCCGCCACCGUCAAGUUUAUCGUCAGUUGCUUCGUUAAACACAUUCUCUAUGGUUUCUACGCGCUUACCAAUGUCACAAAUGCCACUGGAAUUAUCUAUAGGUUCACUGGUACCUUGCAGCUCACAACGCAAGAAAUUGGAGAUAUUACCUUGUCAUAUGGCAGAAAGAAGCCCACCGGUUAUGCCACGCCUACUUCUUCCACCUAUAUCACCUGCUUUCCUUUUGAGCAGACCGCCUUUACUACUGGAGGUACGCCAAACUGGCAGCCUUUGUUCGUUCGGACAGCGACGUUGAGCAUAGUCCAGUGUGGGAGGUGGAGCCCGACGUCCCCGUAUCCAUAG